AUGGGCUUUGGACUGUUCAAGAAGAAGGACAAGGCCAAGGAGCUCGAGAUCUCCGACGCCCCGCCCCGAGAGGGCAAGCCCUCCCUGCAUGGCUCUCCUGCCCUGGCCUUCCGCCGGCCCGAUACGCCCACUUCGCCCACGUCUCCUUCGCUGGCACAGCUGCCGCUGCCCCUCGACCUGACCAGCCACGGCAGUUCCUCAAACCCUGCCGGAGCGGAUACGGGCCUGUCGCUGAUGGACGACAUCCUGUCGAGCUUUGACAGCAUGAUCGUCGCCCCUGCUCCCGUUCCUACCGCCCAGCCCGUGUCGAAAUCUGCAGAUCGAGCCCCCGUCGCCGACUCCUCGCUCAGCCAGCUCCACGACAACCCCGACUUCAUCUCGCCCCAGCAAAUCGCCCGCUUCCUCAGCUCCAGCAACUCCAAGCCCAGCUCCGCCGCAAAGCCUGCCGUCGACUCGUUCUCCAGCGACCGGACCGAUCCUUCUCACCAAGCUCCUACCCGCAGCGCCUCCCUCAAGCGGGAUGGCUCCUCGUCUGCCGGACGCAACUAUGCCCCGCAAAGAUCGGGCUCCAGCACCCCAGGCGCUCCCUCAGACACCCUGCGAAGGGGUGCUCCCGCUGAAUCGCUGGCCCUCGCCCAGUCCGAUUCCAUGGGACGCCAUCGACCCGGUGGCAGCGACUCCAUCUCUCGGCAGCCCUCACACAACACGCUGCCCAAGCGCGCCGGCCCAGCUGCCGCUGCUUCUUCUCAGGUCCGGUCUCCUCCAGCCUCGCCCAAGCCAGCCUAUGCCGCCGCUGCUUCGCCCAAGCCGGCGUCCCAGGUCCCGGCCCAGUUCAACCGUCGGGCCCGUCUCGAGGCCGAGAAGCAGGUCUCCCGCCACGGCCCGCACAGGUCGGAGAGUGACGAGUCCGACUCGGAUGACCUCCGUCGCAUCGUCCGCGCCAACCCCCUUCAUGGUCGCAGCCAAAGCCAGAGCUCAGCCGACCCGUCUCGAUCUCGCCAUGGCGACUCUGGCCGCCCCAGCCAUACCCUCGAUCGAGUGCGCCGAGAGGAUUCGCGGGAGCGUCCCAGCCGGUCGCUGCCCGACAGCAAGGCCCGCAGCAUCGACGAGUGGGUCAAGUCCCAGUCCCAGUCCCAGACCCGAGCCAAGUCGAGCCCCCGGUCGUUCUCGCCUGAACACCUGAGCCUGCAUCGCGCCCAGAGCUCGUCGUCCUUGUCGCGGCAGCAUCCUCCGCGCAUGAUCUCCAUCAGCCGCCCCGCCAGCUCCCAGGACAGCGAUGGCGACUCGGACGACGGCUCGCAGAGCGAAGAGUCCGUCUCGAACGACCUUGUCAUGAAGCAGAGCCCUCUGGGCACCGACACCGACGAGGACGAGGACAUUGACGUCCCGCUGAUCUACAAACUGGCCAAGUCGCAGCAGCAGCGUAUCCACCAGGCCGACCACUCGGGUCCGUCGCAGCCCAGCUCCCCGACACACUCCCGCCCCAAUUCGCCGCUCCCCAAGGUCUCGGCCUCAGUCUCGGUCUCGGCUCCAGUGAGUCGCAGUGCCUCGCCUGCGCCCCAUGUCCGCCCGGGCAAACCCACCCCGCUGUACCCCGGCAUGCCCGCCGUCCCUGCCAUGCAUCCCAACGGCGCGCCCAUCGACGCCAACCAGAUGGCUCAGUACUUUGCCACAUACUACGAGCACGCCCAGGCCAUGCUGGCCCAGGGCAUCAUGGUCCCGCCGAUCCCGCCGAUCCAGAAGGGUCUGUUGCCCGCGGGCGACGUCUCCGCAGUGGCUCCUGUCCAGACCAAGAGCAGCAAGUCGAGCAAGGGCGACGGCGAGCCGAGCUCGAAAAAGUCCAAGAAGAAGAAGUCGUCGUCCCACGACAACCAGGACGACAGCUCGUCGCUCGAGAAGGAGGCCAAGUCCAAGAGCAAGAAGAGCAAGGACAAGAAGGACAAAAAGUCAAAGUCGUCCAAGAAGGACAAGAGCCCCAAGAAGGAAAAGUCGAGCAAGUCCAAGGAGCAGGCCCUCGGCAGCGAGACCGAGCAGCCCGCCGACAGCGCCGUCGCCACUCCCACGGACGAUGCCGAGGAAUCUGCGGUCGAGCCGAUGAGCGCCACCGUCGCCGAGACCGAAAGCAUCCCGGCUACCGAGAUUGCUGCCGCUGACGACUGA
Messenger RNA from Polychytrium aggregatum, 2160 nucleotides. RefSeq lists its product as uncharacterized. Lineage: Eukaryota; Fungi; Chytridiomycota; Chytridiomycetes; Polychytriales. Bases 1 to 2160 code for a protein of 719 amino acids. The record is from RefSeq and is a predicted model, not a curated record. The transcript is spliced from 2 exons.